Myotis daubentonii (Daubenton's bat) is the source of this 5625-nucleotide messenger RNA. It is a transcript of the gene TDRD7, whose product is annotated as tudor domain containing 7. The record is from RefSeq and is a predicted model, not a curated record. Gene Ontology annotation, cellular component: P granule. NCBI's taxonomy places the organism in Eukaryota, Metazoa, Chordata, Mammalia, Chiroptera, Vespertilionidae. Gene Ontology annotation, biological process: piRNA processing; P granule organization; lens fiber cell differentiation.
GCGAUUCCCGAGCCGCAGUGGCAGCUCGGGCGGUGCGGGGAAACCGAAAGUGGGCGGCGGCCGCGGCUGUGGCCCGGACGGAGACGGCGGCGGGAGCGGGGUCCGGAGGCGUGGGGACCGGCCGUGGGCCCCCGGAACCAGAUCUACCUCACCUCAGUGUGGGUCAUUACUAUGCACCAUGCUUCUAAAAUGGGAAUUUGGAAACUCUCUCAUCAUCCAAACCAGCUAAUCGAUUCCUGUUGACUUCACCUCCUAAUUACCACUCAAAUUGAUAUUUUGCUUAUUCCCAAGGCCCUGUUUUCAGGUGAAGAUGCUGGAAGCAGAUCUGGUUUCAAAAAUGCUACGAGCUGUUCUACAGUCUCAUAAGAAUGGAAUAGCAUUGCCUCGGCUGCAAGGAGAGUACAAAUCCUUGACUGGAGACUGGAUCCCCUUCAAGCAGUUAGGUUACCCGUCACUAGAAGCCUAUCUGAGAAGUGUGCCAGCAGUGGUCAGGAUAGAGACCAGUAGAUCUGGUGAGACUACCUGUUAUGCUGUGGCCUGCACAGAAACUGCAAGAAUUGCUCAGCUUGUGGCUCGUCAGAGGAGCUCUAAAAGAAAGACGGGGCGGCAAGUUAAUUGUCAGAUGAGAGUAAAGAAAACCAUGCCGUUUUUUCUGGAAGGAAAACCAAAAGCAACUCUCAGACAACCAGGAUUUUCUUCAGAUUUUUCCAUCAGCAGAAAGCCUAAUGCAGCUCUGUCAAGAGACAGAGGAAACUCUCUUGGAGUCAAGCCUGAGGCUGAAUUACCACCUUACACAGUACACACACAUGUUGGAAGUGAAGUAUUCAAAAGUGUUCCCAUGCAGAGGCAUGUGACCAUGCCUACCAACAACAGGUUUAGUCCAAAAGCAUCCCUUCCACCACCUUUACAGAUACAUCUCUCAAGAACCUGUACUAAGGAAAUGAGCGAUAAUUUAAAUCAGACUGUUGAAAAACCAAAUGUCACGCCUCCUGCCUCUUACACUUACAAAAUGGAUGAGGUUCAAAACCGCAUAAAGGAAAUGCUAGACAAGCAUAGCAAUGGCAUUUGGAUGUCUAAGCUUCCACAUUUUUACAAAGAGUUAUAUAAAGAAGAACUUAAUCAAGGAAUUGUACAACAAUGUGAGCACUGGCCUCAUAUUUGCACGGUGGAAAGACCUUACAGUGGUGGUCAAGACUUGCUUCUUUAUCCAGCUAAGAGAAAGCAGCUUUUGAGAAGUGAACUGGACCCUGAAAAAGUGCCUCCAUCUCCACUUCCUGCUCCAAAACAAGUAUUACCACUAGGAGGGUGUCCCACAGUCAUGCCAGGAGACUUUAAAGAGAAAGUCUCAGAGCUGCUGGUGAAAUACUCAAAUGGUCUUUGGGCCAGUGCACUUCCAAAAGCAUUUGAGGACACGUACAAAGUAAAGUUCCCCGAGGAUGCCUUAAAAAAUCUUGCCUUGCUUUCUGAUGUAUGCACCAUAGACUACAUUUCUGGAAAUCGCAAGAAGGCCAUUCUCUAUGCUAAACUUCCACUGCCCGCUAACAAAACCCUGAUGGAUGCAGGGCACGCACACGGUGACUAUGCUUUCAGGUCCAUGAUUGAAGAAGAAUAUAUGCAGAUAGAAGAGAAUGCUGUCGAAAGUGCCGAUACCAUUUUGGAGAAUGUAACGGUUCCUCCGCUAGUCAUUCCAACUGAGGCAUCCCCCUCAGUAUUGGUGGUUGAACUGAGCAACACAAAUGAAGUGGUCAUCAGGUAUGUGGGCAAAGACUACUCUGCUGCUCAGGAAUUAAUGGAAGAUGAAAUGAAGGAUUUUUACAGUAGGACCCCGAGGAUCACACCAGUCCAGACUGUGCAUGUUGGGCAGUUGCUGGCCGUCCACGCCGAGGAGGACGCUUGGUUACGGGCCCAGAUCACCUCGACAGAAGGGAACAGAAUCAAGGUAUGCUAUGUUGACUAUGGAUUUAGUGAAAAUGUUGAAAAGAGCAAAGCAUACAAAUUGAACCCAAGGUUCUGUUCCCUCUCAUUCCAAGCUACAAAGUGUAAGCUAGCAGGGUUGGAAGCUCUCAGUGAUGAUCCUGGUUUAGUGAAGGUGGUUGAAUCUUUAACUUGUGGGAAGAUCUUUGCAGUGGAAAUUCUUGAAAAAGCUGAUAUUCCACUUGUUAUUCUGUAUGAUACCUCAGGAGAAGAUGAUAUCAAUAUCAAUGCCACCUGCUUAAAGGCCAUAUGUGACAAGUCACUUGAGGCUCACCUUCAGGUUGAUGCCAUGUACACAAAUGUCAGAGUGACUAAUAUUUGCUCUGAUGGCACACUCUACUGCCAGGUGCCUUGUAAGGGGCUGAACAAGCUCAAUGACCUUCUGCAUAAGAUAGAGGAUUACUUCCAUUGUAAGCACAUGACCUCAGAGUACUUCGUUUCCUUACCCUUCUGUGGGAAGAUCUGCCUCUUCCUUUGCAAAGGAAAAUGGUUGCGAGUAGAGAUCAUGAACGUUCACAGCAGCCGGACUCUGGAUGUUCAAUUCCUGGACUCCGGCACCGUGACAUCCGUAAAAGUAUCUGAGCUCAGGGAAAUUCCCUCUCGGUUUCUACGAGAAAUGGUUUCGAUACCAUCUCAGGCCAUCAGGUGCUGUUUAGCAGAUGUUCCACAAUCUGUUGGCAUGUGGACGCCGGAUGCUGUGCUUUGGUUAAGAGAUUCUGUUUUGAAUUGCUCGGACUGUAGCAUUAAGGUUACAAAAGUGGAUGAAACCAGAGGGGUCAACCACGUUUAUUUAUUUACUCCUAAGAACUUCCCUGAUCCUCACCGCAGCAUUAACCGCCAGAUUACUAACGCAGACUUGUGGAAGCAUCAGAAGGACGUGUUUCUGAGUGCCCUCGCCAGUGACGCGGGCUCUCCCAACAGCAGAGGCGGGCACACCAUCACUGCGAGCAGCUCCGGGGAGAAUAUCAGAAAGAGCCUCGUGGAAGUCAGCAAAAAGCCCGUGGUGGAUCCCAUCAGCGCUUUCUCCACGGAGCAGCUGCCGCCUCCUGUGCACUUGGCAAAGCCAGGGGAACACAUGGAUGUGUACGUGCCCGUGGCCUGCCACCCGGGCUACUUUGUCAUCCAGCGGUGGCAAGAGAUCCAUAAGCUGGAGGUUCUGAUGGAGGAGAUGAUCCUGUACUACAGUGUGUCUGAGGAGCGCCGCGUGGCAGUGGAGAAAGACCAAGUGUACGCCGCCAAAGUGGAAAAUAAGUGGCACAGGGUGCUAUUAAAGGGAAUCCUGACCAAUGGACUGGUGUCCGUGUACGAGCUGGACUAUGGCAAGCACGAGUUAGUCAACAUCAGAAAAGUACAGCCCCUAGUGGACAUGUUCCGAAAGCUGCCAUUCCAAGCAGUCACGGCUCAACUAGCAGGAGUGAAGUGCAACCAGUGGUCUGAGGAGGCUUCCAUGGUGUUUCGGAAUCAUGUGGAGAAGAAACCUCUGGUGGCACUGGUGCAGACGGUGAUAGAAAGUGCUAACCCUUGGGACCAGAAAGUGGUGGUCUAUUUAGUGGACACGUCCCUGCCAGACACGGAUAUCUGGAUUCAUGAUUAUAUGUCAGAAUAUUUGGUAGAGCUUUCAAAAAUUAAUUAAUCGCUGCUCUGAGACCUCCACAACUAAUUCAGAUUUUCUAGCAAUAACAAAAUGUAGUAGGUUUAAAAAAAUCUUAUCUCUGCUACAUGGCUCCGACUGCUGUGGGGAUUGAAAAGAAUAUGUUAUGUUUGGUGAAAACUAUUUAAUAAGUAGUAUUUAACAGAGUUGAAUUUUCAAAAAAAAUUGCACUUGAGUUAUUACUAUAAUAUUAGAUUAAAAUGUUUAUCAAUAUAAAAACUGACUACCUCCUAAUUUCUAGGCUUUAUGAUCUUAAGAUGAAGCGUUUCCCUUUCUAUUCAUGUUGGCUUCCUUGCAGUGCUGGGUUCUUCUCCAGUUAGACUGAGAAUUUUGUGACCUAACUCUACCCUGGUGUCCCAAAGUCGCCAGACCCUGUGAAGACUAUCCCGUCUUUAGCACACCAGCAUUGCUAGUGGUGCUGCAGGAGGGCAGCCAGGCUCACCAGUAUGCCCCUCCCCCCAGUCUUGAGUGGCUUCUCAUUGCCCAGGGCCGUGGUCAGGCCCCUUGAGUGUGGCUCUUCCUAAGCCUUAGGACAGUGAUGGUGAACCUAUGACACGCGUGUCAGUGGUGACACGCGAACUCAUUUUUUUGGUUGAUUUUUCUUUAUUAAAUGGCAUUUAAAUAUAUAAAAUAAAUAUCAAAAAUAUAAAUCUUUGCUUUACUAUGGUUGCAAAUAUCAAAAAAUUUCUAUAUGUGACAUGGCACCAGAGUUAAGUUAGGGUUUUUCAAAAUGCUGACACGCCGAGCUCAAAAGGUUCGCCAUCACUGCCUUAGGAGUACCCUAAUUAAGUUAAUAACAAUGUACCUACCUAUAUAGUUUAAGUUUAAAAAAUUUGGCUCUCAAAAGAAAUUUCAAUCGUUGUACUGUUCAUAUUUGGCUCUGUUGACUAACGAGUUUGCCAACCACUGGCAGGGAGUCCAGACUGAAGACCCAGGCCUUCUACCAUCUCCCUACCCAACCUCAUUGUCCACCAUUCCCCAUGCCAGUCACACUGGACCUUUAUAUGGUCCCCGAACCCCAUGCAUGUUCAUCCAGGGUUACUGGUAUUCUCCAGCAGUGAUGUGCUGGUAAAUGUUCGACGACUAGUUCUAUUGGGUGUGGUUGGUGAACCUUGAUCUGCAAAGUGUGAUGACUCCUAUGUUGUAAAUACUCCAUCCGUUGUUCAGUUCCAGCUGACAGUGUGACAUCACUGUGUGUGGAGUUGGUGGGAGAUGCACCCAAGCGGCUCUUGCAGCCGGUACAGUGGACUCCAGUGCACCACUGUCUGUAUCCUCCACAGCUCACAGAAUGCUAUCUUGCCCGCAUCAGGCACAUGUAAUGGGUGUGCUUGCUAAGGAGUAGGCAGGGUGGAUUGACAGAGGGACAGGUUGGAGGCCUUAGCAGUGGCCUAAAGAUGAGGAGGGGAGGCUCAAGUGGAGCAAUGGGACUAAAGAAAAAAUAUUAAAGGCUUUUUGAAGUUCUUAGUUAGAAUGACUAGUACUGACAUCUUGAAUAUAGAAGAUAAGGAAAAAGAGGUGUCAAAGAGUGAUGCCGGGAAAGAAAGGAAAAAAAAAAGUUUUGCCAAGUCUUAAGGUCUGAGAGGCUAGGAUGGUGACCAUUACUCAGUGUGACUGGGAAGCUUAAAAUUUUGGUUUUGAACAUACUGAGUUUAAGCUAAUAGGCCUCUGGGUAAAGAUAUGCACAAACUAUUGGAGAUAUGGAGUGGAUUUCAGGGAGAACACCAGGCUGAAGGUAAAACACUUGAAGUCAUUUGCUUAUUUUUUGUGUGAGGAAAUUUAGGGAAAGAAAGAACAGAAAGAAGUUAAAGACCAGGUGUUUUAAGUUCUUUGUAUAAAGCAUUAAAAUUAUCUUUCUAGCUUUUUAAAAUGUAUAUUUAACAUUUAUAAUGAAAGUGAUUCAAAAUUCAGGAAUGCUUAUGCCAGUGAUUUAAGUAAUUAUUUAUGAUAAAGUAAAAAAGUCUGACAUAAAUGUGUAAGUGAAAUAAAGUAGUAUAAAUGUU